CUAGCCUACAGGGCCGCCACGUUCAAACGUUCGUUCCGGCGAGCGCGUGCAGAUUGUAUCGUAUUUAUUAUACAGAGGCCAACUUUAUAUAUAAAGCAAUUUCUUCAGACUCGAAGAAGAUGCUGCAAACUCGUGCUAGACGUCUAAAGUUAGUUUAAUAUAGCCUGCCUGACCGAGAAAACUACUUCACCAUAUUCUCUACAGUGUGGAAGAGCUACACAUAAACUUGGCUUACACAAGCUUUUUCGUCGUAUGUAUUUUCCAGUUAACAACACGAAUUGUGUCCAGUCACAGAAUGCCUUCAAAACACAAAGGCAAUGUUUGGACUAUACUCCCUAUUUCAAAAGGAUAUCUGAGUGGUCAUCUAGUAUUUGUUUUUGUAACAUCAACUCUCCAGCUGACCUAUGGUCAAUGUAUAGGAGGGACGGUAUCAUUUGAAAAGAUUGCUGGUACUACUUUACGAGAAGCAGUUCAAACCCCACUCUAUUCCAUAGCACCCAGUGCACGAGAGGCAGACAAUCCAGUAACUGCAGAAUGUACCAACAGAUGUCGCGCUUCACCAGACUGUCCAGCUUUCCUGAUAAAUUAUGACAGACGAGCAUGUUUUGCUUUAAAUAUUAUUUCUGAAGGAAGAAGAGAGAGUUUAAUGUCGUCUCCUGAUAAAGCUAACUACUUUGAGAAAAUAUGUUUAAAAGCUUCUGGAUGUGAACGGGCAUGGGCCUUUGAGCGAGUUGUGGGAAAAGAGCUGCUUGGAUUUGAUGAUCGUGUCAUAGGUGAUAUACCCAACAAAUUGGAGUGUCAAGAGCUGUGCUUACAAGAGCGAGUGUUCCCUUGCCGUUCCGGAGAAUACGACUACACUUUGCAGCAGUGUCGGCUGAGUACCGAAGAUAGGCGUUCUCAGCCCUCGUCUUUCAGACCUGCCAUUGGGGACGUGGAUUAUUUCGAGAAUCAGUGUGUGGACAACACAGGUGGACCCGGCCAGUGCCAGUAUGAACAGAAAAACGACCUUGACCUCCAACAGCCUGACCUCUUACGAUCAGCUUUUAGCCCAGAACAAUGCCGAGCUCUGUGUGAUGGGACAAGAGCCUUUAUUUGUCGAUCGUUCACUUUCCAGCCAUCAGCAGCACGGUGUUGGUUAAGCAGUGAUGACGUUGUUAGCGUUGGUGCUCGAGCUUUAGUGCCCCGAUCUGAGGUCUUUUUUUACCAGCGUUCUAACUGUCUGGACCUGAAAUUGACAUGUUCGUCGGAGGCAAUGAAACUAACUUUGAAAACUCUGGAACCUUUUGAUGGAAGAAUUUUUGCGAAAUCAGCACCACACAAAUGUGAGACCUAUGGCAACAGAAGGACCAGCACCAUAUUCGAACUCCCUCUAGUUUCGGAGAACUGUGGUGGUAGGAAGGAG
Limulus polyphemus (Atlantic horseshoe crab) is the source of this 1402-nucleotide messenger RNA. RefSeq lists its product as uncharacterized. The record is from RefSeq and is a predicted model, not a curated record. NCBI's taxonomy places the organism in Eukaryota, Metazoa, Arthropoda, Merostomata, Xiphosura, Limulidae. The transcript has 6 exons. The annotation marks the transcript as partial.